Messenger RNA from Leptopilina heterotoma, 2161 nucleotides. It is a transcript of the gene Larp7, whose product is annotated as la-related protein 7. Gene Ontology annotation, cellular component: nucleus. Gene Ontology annotation, molecular function: mRNA binding. Bases 279 to 2096 code for a protein of 605 amino acids. Gene Ontology annotation, biological process: RNA processing. The record is from RefSeq and is a predicted model, not a curated record. The transcript is spliced from 6 exons. Lineage: Eukaryota; Metazoa; Arthropoda; Insecta; Hymenoptera; Figitidae.
AGGCUACUUCGUUGUUGACAUUUUGACAAGUAUCAAAAUCAAUUUAAAUUGUAUCUGAAAUAUAAUAAAUAAUAAGUGUUCUACGGAACAGGGAAAAUAAAUAGAAAUAUAAACUAUAGUUGCUUUUUAUCUUGUUAAUUUCAUGUGAAGCUAUUUUCUAAUAGUAAUUUUGAAGAAUUGACCAUUUUUUGACGGACUUGCCGGAGGAACGUUUUGCUAUCGUAAAACAUAAGUUAGCGUUUCUUUUGAAAAAAUCGCAAUUUAAUUAAUUCACCAAAAUGGUGAGUGAAGAGCAAGAAUCAGAAAUGGAGUUGGCGUCGGAAACAAUUCCGGUACCUCCAGUGGAAAAUGUAAUUGAAGAACCAGUCGUUGUUGAGGAACAAAAACCUGAGAUUUUUCGUAAAAAACCACGAAAACGUCAUCGUGAAUUGCAUGCAUCAAUUUUGAAACAAAUGGAAUUUUACUUUGGCGAUGCAAAUUUAAGCAAAGACAGAUUUUUAGGAAGACUUAUAUCACAAGAUCCUUGGAUCGAUUUGGAUAUAUUCAUAAAAUUCAAUAAAGUUGCGGCACUUACAACGGAUGUCAGUAGAAUAGCCAAAGCACUAAGGGAUUCAACAAUGCUGUCAGUUUCUGAAGAUGGGACGAAAGUUUGUCGUACAACUCCCAUUUGUAAGAAAGAAAAUUCCGAUGAAUGUACAAUUUACGUACAAAAAUUACCGUCAGAAGCCGAUCACGAUUGGAUUUCAAAAAUAUUUUCCCAAUACGGACAAAUUGAUUAUAUAUCGAUUCCAAAAUAUAAAAAUAAAGCAAUCAAGGGUUUUGCUUUUGUUGAAUUCAAAACACCUAAAGAUGUUUUUAAAUGUAUAACGGCAUUUAAGGAAAAAGGUGGUCUUCUUCCUUCGGAAACGACUCCAAAUACUCUUCUCAGUAUAACAACACAUGAGAAUUGCGAUGACGAAAUCGCAAAACAAAUCAUAACAAAAAAGGAAAAUAAAACAGAGGAAACUGAAAACAAAGAAGAGAAAAUCGAUAAUUCUCAAAAGAAAAAACGCCUCUCCACCGAGGAUACUUCAACGAAUGACGAAGAUGAAAAUUCGAAAAUAAAGAAGAAAAAAUACGCAAACAAUGAAAGUGAUCAAUCCGAUUCAACAGGGAAAGAAUCGAAAAAAGUAAAGAAACGAAAAACAAAAAGUACCGACAGUAUUAAUCCCUCUGACGUAAAUGAUGAAUCAAUCGUUACUGAGUGUGACAAGAAGCAGAAAAAAGAGAAGAAAUUAAAGCGAAAAGCUCCUGAAUUAGAAUCAAAAGUAUCAGAUCAAGAAACGGAAAAUCAAUCCGACACGGAAAUUGUUCCCAAGAAGGUGAAAAAAUCUGAUGAAAAUAAUGAAGCUGAUAAAAAAUCUGAGGAAACUAAUAAAGAUGCAAAAUCAAUUAAAGUUGUCGAUAAAGAAAUUAUCGAAAAAAAGAAGAAACGUAAACGAAAGCGUUCAAAGCGAAGAGAUGAAAUUGAAGCACCGGACACGGGACUAGAAAUAAUGGCGAAAAAAGAAUGGAAACGUUUGAGAAAUAAAUAUCUUGAUAUGCAAAAAGCGAAAAUGCAACAAUUAAAACAACAUUUGAAGCGAGCAAUGUGGAAUCAAUGGCAAAAUGUUGAGAGAAAUAAAACCGAGAAAGAAGAAAUGAAUAAAAAAACAACCGAAAAGAAAGAUGCUCCGAGAUUUAGUUUCUCGCCCGGAUUGAUUGUUCAAAUAGAGAUGGAAUCUCCUUGCAGUGAUCCACAAAAUUUCAAAAUGGAAAUAAAGGGAAGCAGUUCUUCCAGUUCGAUAAAAUAUGUUGACAUUCGUGAGGGUUCAAAUAUUGCAUUUGUACGAUUUGAUUCGUCAGAAUCGGCGAAGUCUUUUACGCAAAAAACCAGAGACGAUCGAACAAUGACAAUAUUAGAAGGUGACGAGGAAAAGUCCUACUGGGACAAAAUGACAAGUGACAGAAAAGACAAAAUAGAAAAUAAUAUAAGAGUGAAACAAAGAGGAAGAGACAAAUUACUCAAGAAGGCGGAAAAGGAACUUGGAAAACAUAUAAAAUUUGACGAGGUAUAAAACAAGUUUAUUUAAAAAAAAACUUUAUUAUAGAUGUAAAAUUAUGGAAUACAUUUUUCUCUCUA